AUGUGGCGGUGCGCGUGCACGGCAGCGGCAGGUGUACUCAGAGCCUGUCCAGCCCGUGAACCGCAGUAGUAACGAAACCGGACCUGUAGAAUGACUCGGGAGGGGCAGCCGUGAGAGGAAAGAUGAGAGAACGGCAUGAAUAUGGAGGAUUCGGGCCCGGAUCGCAGGGGCUCGGUGUUCGCUGGGCUGGUGGGGGCGUCGCAGGUUCUGGGUCUGGUGUCGGUGGUGAUCACCGGCGUGUGGAUGGGUCACUAUCGCGGUGGCUUCGCCUGGGAUGGCUCAGCCCGGGAGUUUAACCUGCAUCCUCUGUGCAUGGUGCUGGGCCUGGUCCUGCUGCACGGGGACGCCAUCCUGGUCUACAGAGUGUUUUCAAACGAGGCAAAGAAGAAGGUGAAGCUGCUUCACGGCACCAUCCACCUGCUCGCCCUCAUCACCAGCAUCGUAGGUGUUGUAGCUGUGUUUGACUUCCACUCAGCCUCCCUCAUUCCACACCUGUACUCUCUGCACAGCUGGGGCGGCCUCACCACCUUAAUUCUCUUCAGCUUGCAGUGGGUGAUGGGCUUGCUCUUCUUCCUGUUUCCCGGGGCGUCGUCAUGGUUGCGAGCCACUUACCUGCCAAUCCACGUGUUCUGCGGGCUGACCCUGCUGGUCAUGGCCAUAGGGACGAGUUUACUGGGCAUCACUGAGAAACUCCUCUUCAGCAUUGAGUCCUCCUACCCUCAGUUUACCUCAGAGGGGGUGCUGGCCAACAUCCUGGGGGUCCUUCUGGUGCUCUUCGGGGUGCUUCUUUGCUACUUGGUAACCAGAGAGGAGUACAGACGCCCACCAAACCCAGAGGAAGAGGCUCUGUCUGUGCACUUCAAGACCCUGACUGAGGGCGGGGCUCCUGCCACACCUUGACUCCUCCGACUCCACCUGUUGCCGACCAGCCAGUCCAUGAAGAGCUAUCAGAAGCUUCUGGUAACCUGGAGUUAAGAAUGUUCACGUGUCUUAUGUUAGUUUAUGAUGCUUUCGUCUCUCUUUUCCGGGGCUUUAACCUCCGGAGAGGGACGUGCUUCGCCAAGUUUAGCUCCGCCCCCUGUGCACAGAGUCCUGACAUGUUUGCUGUUUUUGUUGCAAGAUGACUCAUUCCAGCUUCCUGGGGUUCAAACACACAGCUGAUGAAAGCUGAAGCUUUAGACACCAACCCUGUGCUGGAGGACAUCAAGAGCAUUUGGUUUCAAAGAAGCCCUGCUUUGUGACCCACCUGUGUCUCUGCGGCUCACCUGUGUCUCUGCGGCUCACCUGUGUCUCUGCGGCUCACCUGUGUCUCUGCGGCUCACCUGUGCGUCGGAUGUAACUGAAGUGAUUUUAUGUUGAGUUCAGAACCAGCUUUGCCAAAUGUACGUACUGGAGAUUUGUUUGUUGUGUCCUUUAUGGUCUCAAAUAAAGUCAGAGUGAAACAGCA
Messenger RNA from Oryzias melastigma (Indian medaka), 1447 nucleotides. RefSeq names its product cytochrome b561 (gene cyb561). The transcript has 6 exons. Gene Ontology annotation, cellular component: lysosomal membrane. Gene Ontology annotation, molecular function: oxidoreductase activity. Lineage: Eukaryota; Metazoa; Chordata; Actinopteri; Beloniformes; Adrianichthyidae. Bases 136 to 900 code for a protein of 254 amino acids. The record is from RefSeq and is a predicted model, not a curated record.